AAAAUAUCACAGUCGGCGCGGUAAUGUGGAGAAUUCAGACGCAUCCUCUACAUCUUCAGCAGGAUACCAGAUUACACCCGUCGGCCGCCGCGAUUCUUUACAACGAGAGGUUCAGCCUCCUACAACAGACUUGCUCGCUGAUUGGAUCGACGGCUGGUGCCGGCAGCUCAGGGGCGGUCGGAGGCGGUCAGGUUCAGCUCUGGCAAUUCUUGCUGGAACUACUCUCGGAUUCGUCCAACUCGUCUUGUAUCGCGUGGGAGGGAUCGAACGGCGAAUUCAAGCUCACCGAUCCGGAUGAAGUUGCGCGUCGAUGGGGCGAGCGCAAGAGCAAGCCCAACAUGAAUUAUGAUAAGCUGUCGCGCGCAUUAAGAUAUUACUACGACAAGAACAUAAUGACGAAAGUACACGGUAAACGUUACGCUUACAAGUUCGAUUUUCACGGUCUGAUGAUGGCUUGUCAGUCGCAAGCCGGUGUAAUGCUGGAAGCGUCGACGUCGACGCGGGUAACAGGCGCGAACUGUCAUCCAGCCCGUCAUCAGCCUCAUCGUGCGGCUCACCGUUUGUAUCCGGUCGGGCCGUCGUUUGCUCAACACACUCUGCCACCCUCGUUGCAAUCGGGAUCAUCCCUGUCUACUCAGCAAUCGUCGCCAGCAGGAGCAGCGGCAUCAUCGUUGCAAUCGCUGCAACCACCGCCGCCGCCACCACCGCCGCCGCCGCCUCAAUCACCACCGCCGCAUUAUUGUUGGCCGUAUCAUCGAUACUCGUCAUCGGCAUAACGUGGUCGUUCGGU
Pseudomyrmex gracilis is the source of this 790-nucleotide messenger RNA. RefSeq names its product transcriptional regulator ERG homolog. Gene Ontology annotation, biological process: cell differentiation; regulation of transcription by RNA polymerase II. The record is from RefSeq and is a predicted model, not a curated record. The coding region runs from base 24 to 776 and encodes 250 amino acids. The transcript is spliced from 3 exons. Gene Ontology annotation, cellular component: nucleus. Gene Ontology annotation, molecular function: DNA-binding transcription factor activity, RNA polymerase II-specific; sequence-specific DNA binding. Lineage: Eukaryota; Metazoa; Arthropoda; Insecta; Hymenoptera; Formicidae.